UCACAUGACCAGCAUUUCUGGUCCAAAUUUUUGCCGGUUGUUUUUGUCUCGAGUCACUCCAAAAUUAUUUGUUUACAUUCUGUGAGAGUGAUGGGGGUUAUAAUGAAUGUUUUUCGGUAUGUGUACAUUUAAGCUGAGAUUUCUCAACAAUGGAGACGCAAAAGCCAGCACCUGAAUUAUUGAAACAAGUAAUUUUGGACUUGCAAGAGCCCAUAGUCUUCAAAAACAUUAUAAAUAAUGAUUCACAAGAAAGCAGAUGGAGUUCCCUGGGUCUAGAAAAAUUGGGAAAUGCCCUGGGGGACAUGAAAUUGAGUUUCAGGAGAGGAAAAAAUUCUAGAACCGAUGAGCCCCAGUGGGAUCUCCAAUGUCCCUUGGAACACAUGACAAUCAGUGAAUUCAUCCAAAAAGCCGAAGACUCUGACAACUGGUACUACUUCGAUUAUAAAUACAUGUGCGAAUGGUUCAGCGAGAAACCCGAAGUCUUAUCAGCCGCCGAUUGGAGGCCGUUUGGCUUCGAUAAGACUGGAGAGGACUCAACCCUCUGGAUUGGCAGCAAAGGGGCGCACACCAACUGUCAUCAGGACUCUUAUGGUUGUAAUUUAGUCGCACAGAUACAUGGACAUAAGCUGUGGCUUCUCUUCCCUCCGGAUUCUGGAAAAAUUCUACAGGAAACCCGAGUUCCUUACGAAGAGUCCACGAUCUACAGUAGGUUGAACUUCUUCAGUCCCUCGGAAUUAGACGAGGAGUCACUCAGGAAAAUCGAUAAAAAUCCAAUGAAAGUUAUUUUGGAACCUGGUGAGGUCUUAUUUGUCCCCAGAGGCUGGUGGCACUUCGUCGAGUCUUUGGACUUGAGCAUUAGUGUCAAUGUCUGGCUGCCACUGGCGUCAGACUCCGAGGCCAGGCUCAAAGAGGCUCUUGUGAAGCUCAUUAUGGAGAGAAUCGGAAAACAUGUUCCUGCUGUAAAGGAUGAAGUAAUUUACAACCUCGAAGAUCUAGGGAAACUGAUUGAAAUAUGUGUGCGGGACUGUGCAGAAGCGAAGCAUAAAGAGUCUGAAGAGGUGAUUCAGAAAAAAAUGAGGAGAACCCCAUGGACUGCUGAAGAAUUGUCCCGAGAAUACGAAAAUUUUGUGGAAGCAGUAAAAUAUUUGAGUGAUGAGGAGCUCAGGGUGUUCCUGAGUCAUCAACGGGAUCGAUUUCCAGAAGAAAAAAACUGUAAAAAUGAUUCGCCUCAAGACUACAGUACUCCAGAGUUAAAUGCUUUGAAAAAUGUUGCUGAUACGCUUUGUCAUUCAGAUGUUAUUAACAAAGUUGUUGAAAUGUUACUAAAUAAAAAAUGAAUAGUUUAGUGUCAA
Diachasmimorpha longicaudata is the source of this 1352-nucleotide messenger RNA. RefSeq names its product HSPB1 associated protein 1 (gene HSPBAP1). Gene Ontology annotation, molecular function: 2-oxoglutarate-dependent dioxygenase activity. The record is from RefSeq and is a predicted model, not a curated record. The transcript has 4 exons. The coding region runs from base 150 to 1337 and encodes 395 amino acids. NCBI's taxonomy places the organism in Eukaryota, Metazoa, Arthropoda, Insecta, Hymenoptera, Braconidae.